GGCCCGCCCCGGUCCUUGUCCGUCCCUUCCUCCAUUACUUGGGGUCGGGGCCGGGCUGAGGGCGAGCAGCCCGGCCGCCCGGGGCUCAGGGCAAGGGGGAACAUGGGCUUCUUCCCACGCUGCGCGCUGCGGAGCCUCCUGGGCCGCGGUCGCGUCCAGGGCACUAGCCGCACCUUGGGCACGAGGCAGCUGCUCCUGUCCCUGCCCCACGGAGGAGUGCCUAGCGCUAUUCUGCUCCGCUACAACACUGGGGGACUUACUAGAACCCAGGAACGGACGCUGAUUGCAGUAAAGCCAGAUGGUGUUCAGCGGAGGCUGGUUGGAGAUGUCAUCAGGCGCUUUGAGAGACGAGGGUUCAAAUUGGUGGGCAUGAAGCUGCUUCGGGCCCCAGAGAAAGUCCUUGCUGAGCAUUACCAUGACCUAAAGACGAAACCCUUCUAUCCAGACUUGAUCAACUAUAUGAGCUCUGGUCCUGUGGUUGCUAUGGUCUGGGAAGGGUACAAUGUGGUCCGUACCUCUAGGGCCAUGGUAGGAGACACUGACUCAGCAGAAGCUGCCCCGGGGACAAUUCGGGGAGACUUCAGCGUUCACAUCAGCAGGAAUGUUGUCCAUGCCAGCGAUUCGGUGGAAGUGGCCCAGAGGGAGAUCAGCCUGUGGUUUCAUAGCAGUGAGCUGGUGGACUGGGACUGUUGCAGUCAUAGCAACCUGUACCACAUGUGAGGGAGGGUCUCAGCCCACCUCCCACCCACACGGACUAAGGACCCAGGAAUAACUACCUCUGCCAGUGAGAAUGCUAUGUUCUUCCCUUCCUUCCUGUCUGAGCUACCUGCCACCCCCGUCCACCACAGAGACCUCUCUGAUGCCAAAUUAUGUGCCUUUUCACUCCAUGCCCCAAGCCAUCCAAGGACUGAGUCUAGUCCUUCCCUCCACCACAGUGCCAGUCAACCUUGAGGGUGAUCGCUUGUAACCAGAGAUAAUGAUGACUGUUAAAGGAGACACAUUAAAAUUCAGUCUGUAACUUGAUAAUA
This is a messenger RNA of Phascolarctos cinereus (koala), 1028 nucleotides long. RefSeq names its product NME/NM23 nucleoside diphosphate kinase 4 (gene NME4). Gene Ontology annotation, molecular function: nucleoside diphosphate kinase activity. The record is from RefSeq and is a predicted model, not a curated record. Gene Ontology annotation, biological process: CTP biosynthetic process; UTP biosynthetic process; GTP biosynthetic process. NCBI's taxonomy places the organism in Eukaryota, Metazoa, Chordata, Mammalia, Diprotodontia, Phascolarctidae.